AUGGGAAAAGGAAUGUGGGGUUAUGUAUCUGGCGAUAUUGUUGUCCCAUCUGAUAAAAAAGCAGAAAAGUAUGCUGAUUUGUUGAGUACGUGGCAGAUGCAAAAUUCUAAAAUCAUCACUUGGAUCAAUAAUUCCGUGGACAUCUCGAUUGGUAUGCAACUUGCAAAAUUUGGUACAUCUAAGGAAAUUUGGGAACACUUAGAAAGAUUGUACAAGAGAUCCAACUUUGCUAAACGUUAUCAGUUAGAAAGUGAUCUUCGAGCCACCAAACAAGGAGAUAAAAGCAUUCAAGAUUUUUAUAAUGUUAUGACUGGACUUUGGGAUCAACUUGCACUGACUGAACCUUCUGGACUUAGCUCUAUUGAUCUUUAUUGUACAUACAGAGAAGAGCAGCGCCUUGUUCAAUUUCUCAUGGCUCUCCGAGAUGACUUUGAAGCACUUCGUGGUUCUAUUCUUCAUCGUAAUCCCCUUCCUUCUGUUGAUUCUGUUCUCAAUGAAUUAUUAGCUGAAGAGGUUCGCUUAACUUCCCAUGCUGGCACGGGUCUUCUUCCUUUGCCAAACCAGACAGUCUUUGCUGCCCAAUCUCGGUCCUUUCAUUCUUCACAAAAUAAGCCACGUCCUAGAGUUGCAGCUGAUGAAUGCGCCUUUUGCAAAGAAAAAGGUCAUUGGAAAUCUCAAUGUCCUGUACUCCUUAAUAAGAAGUCCCAACCACAGCAAGUCUUCCCACCCAAACGAUCUCCAACAGCUGCAGUUGUUUCAUCCCAUCGCGAAUCUUCCGCCAGUCCUACAGUGUCCCUGACUGCAGAGCAAUUUCAGAAGCUUUGUUCUACCCAUCAGCCUAAUGCCUUGUCCAUGAUUUCCCAUUCUUCAGGUUUGCCUUCCUCAUCUUCUUCAGGUAUAUCCCCAUCCACUUGGAUCUUUGACUCAGGCGCUACACAUCAUAUGACUAGUGAUUUGUCAUUGUUUACUUCAUUGUCUUCUUUGUCCACGUCAAUUUCUGUUUUGACUGCCAAUGGCACUUCUAUGUCAUUGGCUGGUAUUGGCUCUAUCACAACUUCUAGCCUAUGUCUAUCCGAUGAUCCUCACUCCAAGAAGCUGAUUGGGACAGGCCGUAGAGAGGGAGGAUUAUAUGUGUUGGAGAAGCUCCAGAUUCCUGCCUUGGUGGCUUCGUCUAUUGAUUUGUCGUCUUUUUGUCUGAGUCCUAAGUCGUCUAAUUUUUAUCUUUGGCAUUCUCGUCUUGGUCAUGUCUCUGGUUCUCGUUUGAAAUAUUUAGUUUCUACAAGAGCUUUAGGCAAUUUCAAUUGUCAUGACAUUUCAGAUUGUAGUGGGUGUAAACUUGCCAAAUUUUCUGCAUUACCUUUUACUAGAAGUUCCUCUAUUUCUUUAGCACCUUUUGAUUUAAUUCACUCUGAUGUAUGGGGCCCAGCUCCUAUUUCUAGUAAAGGGGGCGCUAGAUAUUAUGUUUCAUUUAUUGAUGACUACUCUCGUUAUUGUUGGAUUUAUCUUAUGAAACGCCGCUCUGAUUUCUUUACUAUCUUUCAAAAUUUUCGCGCCCUUGUUCAUACACAAUUUUCUACUGUCAUUAAAUGUUUUCGGUGUGACUUGGGUGGUGAAUAUACCUCUCAUGCUUUCACUGACUUACUUGCUUCAGAUGGUACCAUACACCAAUUCUCUUGCACUGCCACUCCUGAACAAAACGGUGUUGCCGAAAGGAAACAUCGACAUAUUGUUGAAACUGCCAGGUCUAUGUUGCUUUCUGCUGAUGUCCCAAAAGUUUUUUGGGGCGAAGCAGUUCUGACUGCCAAUCAUGUGAUUAAUCGUAUUCCCACAUCUCUCACCUCUGGUAUAUCUCCGUUUGAAAGAUUGUAUGGUAAUAGUCCUGAUUAUUUCUCAUUGAAAGUGUUUGGUUGUACUUGUUUUGUUCUUCGUCCUCCUGUUGAACAUACAAAAUUAUCUGCUCGCUCUGCUAUGUGUGUUUUUCUUGGUUAUGGCGAAGGACAAAAAGGUUAUCGUUGUUAUGAUCCUAGUGCACAAAAAUUGUAUGUCUCUCGUCAUGUGGUUUUUCUUGAGCAUAUUCCUUUUUUCUCCAUUCCUACUAGUUCUCCUACUUUAUCGAAUUCUGAGCUCAUGUAUAUCGAUCCUUUUUCACCUAGUAAUGAUGAUUUCUCUUAUUCUGACAAUGUUAAUAUUUCUCCUGUUUCUAGUUCCCCUUCUAAUCCUUGUGUUACUUCUCCUCCUAUUACUCAAGUGUAUUCUCGCAGGAAACAUGUCAUCAGUUCUGACACUAAUAAUCCUUCUUCUCCUUUGGUGCCUGCUUCAACUUCUGUGGAUGUGGAUCCAAUAGCACCUCGUUAUCCUUCGCGCACUCAUAAGCCCCCUCAUCGGUUUGGUUAUUCUUCUACUGAUUUUAGUUAUUCUUGUUAUUCUCAUGAUUUCUCUUCUUUCUUAUCUUCUAUACAUACUCUCUCUGAACCCACCUCCUACAAGGAGGCUAUAUGUAAUCCUCUUUGGCAACAGGCUAUGAAUGAAGAACUUUCUGCUCUGCAUAAAACUGGCACAUGGGAUUUGGUUCCUCUUCCUCCCGGUAAACAUGCAGUUGGAUGUCGAUGGGUUUAUAAAAUUAAGACUAAGUCUGAUGGUUCUCUUGAGAGAUAUAAGGCUCGUUUGGUUGCUAAGGGAUUUACACAGGAAUAUGGCCUUGAUUAUGAAGAGACCUUUGCUCCAGUGGCCAAGAUGACUUCUGUUCGUACUUUACUUGCUGUUGCCUCAGUUCAUCAAUGGAGUUUAUCACAGAUGGAUGUUAAAAAUGCUUUUUUGAAUGGGGAUCUUUUCGAAGAGGUGUAUAUGGUUCCCCCUCCAGGUGUUCCUCAUAAUCCCGGGGAGGUGUGUCGUUUACGGAAAGCUUUGUAUGGUCUUAAACAAGCUCCUCGUGCUUGGUUUGAGAAAUUCUCUGCUGUUAUUGGUUCUCUUGGUUUUCAAUCAAGUGCUCAUGAUCCUGCCUUGUUUGUUCGUUCUACCUCUGUUGGUCGUAUCCUUCUCCUCCUUUAUGUUGAUGACAUGAUUCUUACGGUGAUGAUUUGGAUGGUAUCACCCAAUUAA
Prunus armeniaca (apricot) is the source of this 3099-nucleotide messenger RNA. Lineage: Eukaryota; Viridiplantae; Streptophyta; Magnoliopsida; Rosales; Rosaceae. The record is from the annotation of a GenBank genome assembly.